GAUACAUUUUUUUACGUGAAAAUAUGAUUAAAGCGGUCAUCAUAGUUGAGUCCCAGACAAGGAACACAAUCGUGAUCUAUUUGGUCAAAACAAACUUAAAGGUAGAGUCAGCAAUAUGACGUAGAUGCACAAAGUAAACACCAUAAUGCAGGGGUUCUUAAACUUUUUCAGCCUGGGACCCAAAUUACAAAUGUUGUGUUUUCCUGGGACCCAAGCUUAGGAAAAUAUGCAACUAUACGUAAAUAUCGGUACAUUUCAUUGACCUUAUGUCUAAAACGGAUGCAAUAUAGACAAAAACUAAAAACAAUGAAAUUAAAUAAAUAUAUAUUCAUGUUCAUUUUCCCCCAUUAAAAACACUCUUACAUAUCUGUGUAGGAUGUAACUGUUGCUGCUAAAAUACAAUAAAUCAUUUUCAUCCUUAACUGGAAUAAAGUGAUUGAUCACAUCACACAGGUGUAGACUAGAAAACACAGUCCUAAUGAGAGGUGUGUGGCUGGUUUAAGUUUUCAACGAGCAGGUCUAUUCUGGGCUCCGUGUUUAACAAUGCAACACUGAGGUCAUACUCAACCUUGUUUCUGUACUUGUUUUAAGUAUGUCAGAGUUGAGAACCCUGACUCACAUGGGUAUGUGGAACCAAACUGGAUCAGAACAUCUACUGCUUUCUCAGUCAGACAGGAGACCGCUUCCUGCUGUAGAUGAGUGUUUGCCUUUCUCAGUCAGACAGGAGACCGCUUCCUGCUGUAGAUGAGUGUUUGCCUUUCUCAGUCAGACAGGAGAUCGCUUCCUGCUGUAGAUGAGUGUUUACCUUUCUCAGUCAGACAGGAGACCGCUUCCUGCUGUAGAUGAGUGUUUACCUUUCUCAGUCAGACAGGAGACCGCUUCCUGCUGUAGAUGAGUGUUUACCUUUCUCAGUCAGACAGGAGACCGCUUCCUGCUGUAGAUGAGUGUUUGCCUUUCUCAGUCAGACAGGAGACCGCUUCCUGCUGUAGAUGAGUGUUUGCCUUUCUCAGUCAGACAGGAGACCGCUUCCUGCUGUAGAUGAGUGUUUACCUCAAAUCAACUUGCUUCAAUCAGUUUAUUCCAGUUCAGAAUACUAAUGUAUUACUUGUAUUUAAACAGCAACAGUUCCAACCUAGACUAGGUUUCAACAAUAAUAUCUACAGGUAGAUGUACAGUAGGCCUGAUCAUUUUUUAUAUUCAUCUGUACUGUUACUAAGGGUUGCACCAUCAGUAACUAGCUAGCUUGCUUUGGCUAAUUUGAGCUAAUAGCUGUGUACAACUCACUUCUACUACAAUGAGAGUUAGUACUCCCUUAUUUCUGCUUAUCACCGCCUGUUAUAAAAUGACAACAAUGCCUUGCUAGCUGACUUGAAGCAUCCUGAAGCAUUCUGCCUUGUUCUGAAAGACCUCCCUGGGUUUACCAUCAUGUUGUGGAUGUUUGGUCAGGACGUGGCGUUUUUAUUCAUUUCUUCGUUUUGAGAGACUCAUUACUACCGUUAAACACGUCCCCGCACAAAACACACAGUGGGCGCUCCUCGUUAUUUCUCCGUUUGUAUGAAAGAGAGAGCAACUCAUCCCUGUAUUUGCGUUUUAUGACAAUUGAGCUCAUUCAGAACUUGUGGCUAGCAUGAGUCCAUUUGAUGAUUCUCUGUCCCGUCUCCAAUUUCAGAGAUGCAGGUGCUUGGCCCCGUAUGGAGAACCCCUACCAACCCUAAUCCCUCCUUAAGCCAUGACGACUUUUCCGUGAACCUUCUCCUAAUCUCCCAGCCACUCCAUCCUAUCUGCCGUUGCACCAAGGACACUGUCCUCUUACUGGACAGCCUGGAGAUGUUUCCAUACCAUCUAUUACCUGCCUUUGUCACCCCUCUCCAUGCAGACAGCCUCCAUCUGGACAUACCUGGCCGGGAUCAACUUCUUUCUCAAGUUGCUUACUGGGUCUUCGUGUUCCUGUCACCCGCAAGUCUCCCAUCUCAAGGGCCUCAAGUGAGAACUUGACUGUCUCACCUGUGAACUAAUAUGUUCAUACUUUAUCAAUUAAUCGACUAAAGAUCGAAUCUCUUGGAAGAUAAGUAGUUACAUGUACAGUGAGGGGGGGGAAGGUAUUUGAUCCCCUGCUGAUUUUGUGCGUUUGCCCACAGACAAGGAGGUGAUCGGUCUGUGGUUUUAAUGGUGGGUUUGUUUGAGCGGUGAGAGACAGAAUAACAACAACAAAAAAAUCCUGAAAAGCGCAUGUCAGGGGUGUUGUAGGUUGAUUUGCAUUUUGAUGAGGGAAAUAAGUAUUUGACCCCCUCUCAAUCAGAAAGAUUUCUGCCUCCCAGGUGUCUUUUUGUGCGGGUGGCGAGCUGAGAUUAGGAGCACACUCUUAAAGGGAGUGCUCCUGGUCUCAGCUUGUUGCCUGUAUAGAAGACACCUGUCCACAGAAGCAAUCAAUCAGAUUCCAAACUCUCCACCAAGACCAAAGAACUCCAAGGAUGUCAGGGACAAGAUUGUAGACCUACACAAGGCUGGAAUGGGCUACAAGACCAUUGCCAAGCAGCUUGGUGAGAAGGUGACAACAGUCGGUGCGAUUAUUCGAAGAAACACAAAAGAACUGUCAAACUCCCUCGGCCUGGGGCUCCAUGCAAGAUCUCACCUCGUGGAGUUGCAAUGAUCAUGGUGAGGUGAGGAAUCCGCCCAGAACUAUGGUCCCGUUGGUAGAGCAUGGUGUUUGCAACGCCAGGGUUGUGGGUUCGUUUCCCACGGGGGACCAGUACGGAGAAAAAAAUGUAUGAAAUGUAUGCAUUCACUACUGUAAGUCGCUCUGGAUAAGAGCGUCUGCUAAAUGACAAAAAAUGUAAAAAUGUAAAUGAUAGCGGUGAGUGAUGUUGAGUGGGAAUGACAAGUCAGUGGCUGACAGGGCAUCAUCUGCUGCUGAACGAUGUGUCGCUGCUAAAAGGCCCAAUCAAUUCCAGUAAUUAAUGAAAUAAUUAUACAUUUACUCUGACACGUCGUGACCCACCAUUAACAGGUCCGUAUAGUGGGUCAAUUUCUACAACUAAGAGCGUUGUACCGCAAGGCUAGACCACUGUUUUGUUUCCGUGGCUACCACGUUGAAAGAGAGUGAAGAGAUCCCAUGCACAUGGGCAGAUACUGUGUGUGACUGUGUGAGAGAGAAGUCAGGCAUCUUGCUCAUCACAAUAUCUGUGGUGCUGCUCGUACAUCAUCAUUUAUCUGACUCUACCUUUAAGCUCUCAUCCUAGGAUCUACCAGAAAUCAGGCCCCCAACAUCUACAAAACAUGGACCAGAACGAUGUUGUUUCCUGCUUCCACAAACAUUCAUUAAUAUAACACUAAUGUCAGAUUAUGGUAUGCUAAUGAGUGUACAUUCUGAGACUGUUGAUCACUUAUAUUCAUUUUUAUUACAAUAAGAUUGUCUGUUUUAAAUAACAACUACUUUUGACUUUAGUGAUUCCUCAGAGCUGUAAGACUUGUGACCAUGUUGAGGACUCCACACACUGGCUUCAGAUUGAACCCUUGACUUCCACUGUCCAGGGAGUGACAAUGUUCAGACACAGGACACCCAAAGGGAGUUAUGAGUGCACAGUGUCUGGGCUCCGCUGGCUGUGUGAGAGAGAUGUCAUUCUGAAGUAUCACUUCAGGAACUGGGAUCCCUACAGUCAACUUCUGAAAGACAUGCAGUACACACAAGGUGGUCCAUUGCUGGACAUCACUAUGGAGUUAGGUGAACUGGAGGAAGUUCACCUGCCACACUUUGUCUGUUUAGGGACCAACCCUUCCCUGAGGAAUGAGAUGAAGAUUCUUCAUGUAGAGGAACAUGGAGUGUCUUUAGAGGAAGUGCAUGAGGUCACCAGAUUCCAUGCUAAGAUUCUCCAUCCCAAGUUCUCACCUUUCUCUCUGAUACUGAGUUUACUGUCUUGGGACGUAGAUGUCCACUGUGAGCUGAUGCUCUAUCUGACAGUGAAAAGGGAAACAUUAAUUUCUCGCCUAUACCUGUUCCCCUGGAACCCCGGCCAAAUACAGGCUGUGGAACAACAGGAAAAGUCUCAUGGGUCUUCAAGGUUUCUCAUCUCCAGACCAGAGCAGUCCUUCAAACUGAAUAGUUCCUUCAGACUGAACAUUCCCUGUUCUACCUCCAUCAAUCCACCGAGAAUUCAUUUCAUACAAAGAGACACCACACCAAGCUUUUUCAAGGCGAUUGUGAAAAUGACAGGGGUUGACAUUGAGAUGGAGUUAUUCAGUGAUGAUGAGAGGACAGUAUGGAAAGAAAUUGUAUCACGAGAUGAAUACGUCACUGACACCCGUUCAACUAGUGCUGUGUCGGGGGCAGGGCGUCCAGCUGAGAGCAGUCUGACUGGUUCUCCAGAGCAGCAGCUGCGUUCUGUACGGACAGAGUUUGUGAUACGAGUAUCAGGACCUGUCCUGAAUGAACUGCUGGACAGACUCCUGCAACACACAGUCAUCAACCAGGAGGAAAUGGAGUCAGUGAAGGUGAUAGCUGAGAGGACAGAGAAGGCACGUGACAUCAUCGACAUGAUGUUGAGAAAAGGAACUGAGUCAAGUUCCAGGAUGAUCAACCUUCUUGGGGAGCUGGACCCCUGUCUUUACACAGAGCUUCAGAUCAACAGUGUUGGAGUACCAACCUAAUGGUAGAAUGGAUAGUAACAGUGUUGGGGUACCAACCUAAUGGUAGAAUGGACAGUAACACUCCUAUUCAACACCAUGGGGUGUAUUCACUAGGAAACAGACCUGAUCCUAGAUCAGUACUACUACUCAACCAACAUGAAUUUGUCCAAAAUAAACACUUGUUUUUGUUGUUGCAAAACGUUAUGCUACGGUGGGUGACUAAUGAAUUCACCCCUGAUCUGACUGGGCUGUAAUUCUUUGUCAAUAAAUGUUUGUUUCUGGGUA
Salmo salar (Atlantic salmon) is the source of this 4908-nucleotide messenger RNA. The record is from RefSeq and is a predicted model, not a curated record. NCBI's taxonomy places the organism in Eukaryota, Metazoa, Chordata, Actinopteri, Salmoniformes, Salmonidae.